AUGUUUUGUGGUUGUCUGUCAGGUCAGCUGGCAGCGCAGGAGGAAAAACAGAAGAGAAGAAAGAAGGGUCAGCUAAACAGUGAUGGACUGCCGAGAUUACUCACAGGUGAUGAAUUUUAUAACCGUGUGCUUGAGCAUCAAACUAUUUUGGAUGCAGCAAAAGCGGCACAAGAAGAUUGUUGUAAACAAAAGGAGGAGCAAUCUGGGGCGUUGACAGAGUGGAAGAAAUUAAAAAAAUUGCGGAAAACCCGGAAUACAGCACAUAGAGAAGCUUACCAUGAGGCCAUGCACUUGUGGAAGGAGGAAAGUAAUCUUGCAAAACAGGAGCGAAGGUGGGUGGGGUGGGCAAAGCCAAAGCUAGGAAAGCUGGAGUCACAGGCUCCAAAACCAGGACCUGUGCAAGGUGAAGGUGACAAGACGAGCAAGGGAAAUGGGGAGGUUACUGGCAGUGAGGAUGAGCAAAAUGAUGAGAAUGUUGAUGGCAUGGAGAGUGAUGGUGAGAGUGCAGAGGAGUAA
This is a messenger RNA of Serpula lacrymans var. lacrymans S7.9, 516 nucleotides long. RefSeq lists its product as uncharacterized. The transcript has a single exon. The record is from RefSeq and is a predicted model, not a curated record. Bases 1 to 516 code for a protein of 171 amino acids. Lineage: Eukaryota; Fungi; Basidiomycota; Agaricomycetes; Boletales; Serpulaceae.